UCGAAUACACACAGUUUAGUUUACGAACGAAACGAAUUUUGCUUUACUUUGAAUAGGGCUUUGAUCCGCUUUUCCAAUAUGAACUAUUGAAAAUUUUCUAGCUCUAGCUUCAUUAGUGGUCAUAAAAAUGAUUGCGUGUUUUACGGUAUAUUAGUGCAUCCUUAUUGUUCGGUGCAAGAAAGUGGUGAUUAUCCAUUGCCAUAGCAGAUUUUUCAUGAUUGCCAAAAAACAGUCAACAAAUACUCAAUUCGAAGUGAUUUUCUGUGAUGAUAUCUGUAUCAAACGUUUCAUUAAAAGACUAUUACAAUCGCAUUUUCAAGGAGCAAUAUUAAAGUUUAGUACACGAUAUUUCUGGAGAAGAGGACCUAUUGAUAUCUUCCAAGAGCGAUUCGGAAAAUGGCUGUGAUACUGACGGUGAUGCUGGGUUAUGCUCUAUGCAAGAUAAGUCUGAACAAGAAGUGGUACCAUCUCCUGUUUGGCCACCUGUCGGAAGAAGAAGACGCAAACUUCCUGAAAUUCCGAAAAACAAGAAACCUGCUGCAUUGACAAUGUACAACGCACAACCACAACAACUAUCCACGGAGUUAUCCCAAGCUGAGGAGGCUUGCAGCUCAGGACGUAACUCCAUUCUGGUCCUGAAGUGCGGAUAUAUCUGGAACAGCGACUCCCCAGAUUCCGACAGGGUACUAACAGAUGUCGACAGUGGACACAGCACCGCUCAUUCACCUACUGGAACAGAUGGCCCUAAAUCUAUGUCUCCUAUACCCUCGAUGUCGCCGAUUUUCUUGAGAGGAAUGAUGUUCAGUGAUACGGAGAUGCUGGAAUCGACCCAUCGUGGUCUUCAUAAGUUCGUUCCUAGACACGACGAUGAGAUAGAAAUAGAGAUAGGGGAUCCUAUUUAUGUACAGAAAGAAGCUGAUGACUUGUGGAGUGAAGGUGUCAACUUACGAACAGGACGAAUGGGCAUUUUUCCAUCGGCCUAUGCAGUAGACUGUGAUUAUAGUGACUGGGACUCUUCCAGCGAGCAUGGAAGACGAGAGCGUUUUGUUUUGGGAUAUUUGGGAUCUGUGGAAACUUUGGCCCACAAAGGGACUUCCGUUGUUUGUCAGGCUGUGAGGAGGGUGAUUGGAAAUACCGGGAACGAACCCGAAUCCCACCCUUGCAUAUUGGAAAUAUCCGAUCAAGGACUGAGAAUGGUGGAUCGGAAAAAUCAAAUUAUUAACGAUACAUGCAUGGACUACUUCUACUCUCUCAAAAACGUAUCAUUUUGUGCAUUUCAUCCGAGAGAUCAUCGAUACCUUGGAUUCAUAACGAAACAUCCAACGUUGCAAAGGUUCGCCUGUCACGUGUUCCGUGGUACAGAAUCUACAAGGCCGGUAGCAGAAGCUGUAGGGCGUGCUUUCCAUAGGUUCUAUCAGAAGUUUAUGGAGACUGCAUAUCCAGUGGAGGAUAUUUACAUAGAAUAAGUAUCAACUAAUAAGAAUGAAGAACGCUUAUCGGAGGACUAAAAUCGCUCAGAAAAAACAUUUUUUGGACUCUCGUUCUUAACCAAAAAAGUUCCAGAAUCGGUCGACGACAACUCCUCUGCAAUGAACUCGGCAUACUCAAUUAUUUUAUAGAAACUGUUAGAUUGCUGAAAUACGAAGACCCCCUUUUCUAAGAUGAUCUCACUACUAAGUACUAAGUAAUUCAAUGGAUAUUUCGUGGAUCCUCCAAUCACUCUUGGGAGGAUGUGAGUUAAUUCUAUCUCUUGAACUUGUAAAUAUUUUAAAUGUAAUCGAAAACAAUAAACUUUAAUUUCGAAAUAAAUAUAUAUUGAUUUCUCCAUAUGGUGGUGGAUAUUUUUCUAAUUGUAGUAGAAGAUAGGGAUGAUCAUGACAAUAUCUUUGUACUUGAAAUAGUGGGUUGUAGAUAUCUAC
Harmonia axyridis is the source of this 1919-nucleotide messenger RNA. It is a transcript of the gene Aplip1, whose product is annotated as JNK-interacting protein 1. Lineage: Eukaryota; Metazoa; Arthropoda; Insecta; Coleoptera; Coccinellidae. Gene Ontology annotation, molecular function: protein binding. Gene Ontology annotation, biological process: regulation of JNK cascade. The transcript has 6 exons. The coding region runs from base 435 to 1466 and encodes 343 amino acids. The record is from RefSeq and is a predicted model, not a curated record. Gene Ontology annotation, cellular component: cytoplasm.